AUGGGUUUGCUACGCGUGGAAGAACUGGUUACUGGGAAGCGCUGUGAGGGAAAGGAGACAGGAGACCGUCGUGCUGAGGUGUAUGCCGUGGGCGAGUAUGAAUCCUCUGUCAACAAUGAGAAACAGGACGAUCUAAGGACACACAAGGAGCUGAGCGCCACAUGCAAGAGUGACAACAUCACUGAGAAUGAUCUCAACAUCACACUCAAUGUUGAUUACUCUGGGCAUCUAAAGCUGGAAACAGUGGAUGACCUCUUUAACAUCAUUAAGCUGAAAAAGAGGAGAAGAGAGAGAAAGAAGCUAGUGCAGAAGAAGGAUCCGGAACCUGAAGUCUUGCCAGAUGUUGUGGAUAAGGCUAUGUUCCUGAUGGCUGCUAUGGAAAAUAAAUUACCUGUGGUGGAGAAAUACCUUUCAGAUGGAGGAGAUCCCAAUGUCUGUGAUGAUUUUAAGCGUACUGCUUUACACAAAGCUAGCUACCGAGGUCACGUCGAGAUCAUGAAGAGGCUCAUUGAGGCUGGAGCAUCCAUCGAGAACAAAGACAAGCUGGACUCCACAGCUGUGCACUGGGCGUGUCGAGGGGGUAGUCUGCCUGCCCUGGAGCUUCUGCUAAACCAUGGAGGCAAAUUUAACACCAGGGACAAGCUGAAUAGCACACCUCUCCAUGUGGCAGUGAGGACUGGUCACUACGAAUGUGCAGAAUAUCUCAUUCACUGUGGAGCAGACAUUAACGCUAAAGACAGGGACGGAGACACACCUAUGCAUGAUGCAGUGAGGAUAAACAGAUUCAAAAUGAUUAAACUCUUGCUUCUUUAUGGGGCUAAUCUGAAGACAAAGAACAAUGACGGAAAGUCUCCAAUGGACAGUCUUCUAUCUUGGCAAAGUGGAGCUAAAAACAUUUUGAACAACUUUAAAGAAGAUUCAAUAAGUCCAACGAUGUAA
Chanos chanos (milkfish) is the source of this 939-nucleotide messenger RNA. RefSeq names its product ankyrin repeat domain 1a (cardiac muscle) (gene ankrd1a). Gene Ontology annotation, molecular function: protein binding; ubiquitin-protein transferase activity. The coding region runs from base 1 to 939 and encodes 312 amino acids. Gene Ontology annotation, cellular component: BRCA1-A complex; BRCA1-BARD1 complex. Lineage: Eukaryota; Metazoa; Chordata; Actinopteri; Gonorynchiformes; Chanidae. The transcript is spliced from 9 exons. The record is from RefSeq and is a predicted model, not a curated record. Gene Ontology annotation, biological process: protein K6-linked ubiquitination.